Brassica napus (rape) is the source of this 3423-nucleotide messenger RNA. RefSeq names its product scarecrow-like protein 28. The record is from RefSeq and is a predicted model, not a curated record. Lineage: Eukaryota; Viridiplantae; Streptophyta; Magnoliopsida; Brassicales; Brassicaceae. Gene Ontology annotation, biological process: regulation of DNA-templated transcription. The coding region runs from base 1092 to 3047 and encodes 651 amino acids. Gene Ontology annotation, molecular function: DNA-binding transcription factor activity; sequence-specific DNA binding. Gene Ontology annotation, cellular component: nucleus. The transcript has a single exon.
ACAAAAAGAGUAAACUAUGAAUAGUAAUGCUUUUUUUUUGUUGUGUAUGUAAAAGUCGUUUUGUUUUUGGCUUUCCCAAUGAGACCACUUCAUUGAUAUGUCCGUACACACCCAACACUUUCCAACCUCCCCCCAACGGUCAUAUUUCUCCGACAAUUGACAAAACGGUCACUAAACCUUCAACGAAAUCUACACCGUUCGAUUAUGUGGAUCCAACGGCGCAUAAACAUCCAGAGUGCCUCGUACAACACUCACUCUUCCCAACACUGAAAAAAAACAGUCUACUUUGAAAAGGAAAAGUGACAACUUCAAUUUUCGAAGACCCAAGGAAGAAAACAAACUAAAAAAGUCGGUGAGUAUGGUAUUUGUAGAACAACCCUGUAUAGUACAUUCUGUAGAGUGUUAGAGAGAGAGAGAAACAAAAGUGAGGGAGUGAGAGAGAGAGAGAGAGAGAAACAGAGGGAGAAACAAGAAGAAAGAAAAGGAACGAUCUUUGAGAUAUAACUUCGAGCAGUUGCAGUGGUCUCUGAGUGAAUUUCUGAUCUGGGGAUUUUGGCAAACCGGAAUGGAGAACCGGGUUUACAACAACUUUCGAGUCUGCUCAUCAACCGAGGAGAUUUUCUUCUUCCUCAAGAGCAUCCUCUGUGCAUGAUGAUGUGAAUUCGUUGGUCGUCAUUAUCAUCUACAAUUUUAGAUUUUGUUUGUGAAAGGAAUCCGAUGAUUGUUUUAAUGGUAGAUUGAUUUGAUAAAAAGUUUAUUAGAUUAGUUAUAUUCUUUCAUUCUUUUAAUUCAAUAUACAUUUAGGGGUGGGGAUUCAUUUCAUUUUUUUUCUAUUUCCUUCUCUCAACACUGCAUAUUAAGUCACACAAAAAAAAAAACAUUCUUUCAUUUGAUUUCACAAAAAUUCAUUAUUCAUCUUCAUUUAGGACUAUUUUUUUUUUAUAAAGAAAACAGAAGAACAGAAAAAAAAAAACUCCAGUUGAUUAUAUUUCAUUUCCCAUAGGAUUCCAUUUUUUUCAUCAAUUGUUGUUUGUGCAAACACACACACACACACACUUAAGACAUUUGGGUGGGUUAGAAUAUUGUAGAGGAUGUUGGCAGGUUGUUCAAGUUCAUCAUUGUUGUCACCGACCCGAAGACUAAGGAGUGAAGCAGUAGCAGCAACAGUUUCAGUACAUUUUCCCAUGAACACACAGAGACUGGACUUACCCUGCAGCAGUAGCUUCUCCCGCAAGGAAACACCUUCACUUGGACGCAGCAUCUCACUCGACAACAACAGCAACAACAACAACAAACCGAUUGAGCGCAAGAGCGGUGGAUGUUCUCUUAAGCAGAGCAUAAAGCUUCCACCUUUGGCAACAACAAGAGGAAACACAGAAGGGUUUUCAUGGAACAACGACAACAACAUAGUGAAGAAGAAGAAGAGUUUGAAGAGAUUUGCGGAGGAGAACAAGGUGGACAAGUCUUGUCUGAGCAGAGUGAAGAGGCAAAGAGGCGGAGAUGAUGAUCACAACAGGGGUUUCUGGUUUGAGCAUCUCACCGCGCAGAACUCAUCUCAAGCAUUACCCUUUUCCUUGACAUGUUCAAGUGAUGACUUUGAAGAAAAGGUUUGGUUUGCACCAAGCGAAGUGAUCUCUCAGCCUUUACAGAGUAAUAAUCCAAACUGGGCUAACUCGGUGAUAACCACCGAGUUAGCUGGUUUAGGCGAUAAGGACAUUGAGAGUAGUAGCCGUCCUGCAGCAGUUAAAGAAGCUUCAGGAUCAUCAACAAGCGCAUCAUCAGACAGUCGACACAGAGUACCAGAACCCACAAAUGGUUCACGGAAUCAAUAUUCACACAGAGGAGGCAACACGGAGGAAAGGACCAUCAACAACAAUCACAUGAACGACUCGCAGCGAGAUUUCGAGCUUGUGAAUCUGCUCACUGGAUGCUUAGAAGCAAUCAGAACAAGAAACAUAGCAGCCAUAAACCAUCUCAUUGCAAGAACAGGUGAACUUGCUUCUCCUAGAGGAACAACACCAAUGACUCGUCUCAUAUCUUACUACAUCGAAGCUCUCGCUCUAAGAGUCUCACGUAUGUGGCCUCACAUCUUCCACAUCGCACCGCCUCGCGAGUUCGAGAGAACCCUCGAGGACGACGACGCAUGGAGGUUCUUGAACCAAGCGACACCGAUACCAAAGUUCAUUCACUACACAGCGAACGAGAUGCUACUCAGAGCGUUUGAAGGGAAAGAGAGAGUUCACAUCAUCGACUUCGACAUCAAGCAAGGCUUACAAUGGCCGAGCUUCUUCCAAAGCCUAGCUUCAAGGUCAAACCCGCCGCGCCACGUGCGCAUCACGGGCGUCGGAGAAUCAAAACACGAGCUCAACGAGACGGGAGACCGCCUCCGCGGGUUCGCGGAGGCGAUGAAUCUCCCGUUCGAGUUCCAUCCCGUCGUUGAUAGACUCGAGGACGUUAGGCUGUGGAUGCUUCACGUCAAGGAAGGUGAAGCCGUCGCUGUCAACUGCGUCAUGCAGAUUCACAAGACGCUUUACGACGGAGCCGCGUUUAGGAACUUUGUGGGUUUGGUCAGAAGCACGAACCCAGUCGCGGUCGUUAUAGCUGAACAGGAAGCUGAACACGACUCGGCGCAGCUGGAGACGCGUGUGUGUAACUCGCUUAAGUACUACUCGGCGGUUUUUGACGUGAUGCACAAGCAUCUUGGAGCAGAUAGCUUGAUGAGAGUCAAGAUCGAGGAGGUUUUGUUCGGGAGAGAGAUCAGGAACAUUGUAGCGUGCGAAGGAAGUCAUCGGCAAGAGAGGCAUGUGGGUUUUGGGCAGUGGAGGAGGAUGAUGGAGCAGUUAGGGUUCAGGAGUCUUGGAGUCUCGGAGAGAGAGGUUUUGCAGAGCAGGAUGCUGCUUAGGAUGUAUGGAGAAGGUGAUGAGGGAUUCUUUAAUGUGGAGAGGAGCGCUGAAGAGGGUGACGGCGGAGGAGUCACGUUACGGUGGUUGGAACAGCCGCUUUACACAAUCUCGGCUUGGGGAAUUGGAGGAAGUUCUUCGUUUUGAGAUAAAAUGGUUUUUUUAUUUAUUAAGAUAGUAAGGAACAAAAAAAAAUUGAUUUUAUUCUUUCAUUCUUUUUGCUUGGGUAGGAAUUUUUUUUUUUUUAUGUGAAAACUUGAAGUGUUAGAAGAAAUAUUUUUUACUAGUUUAAAAUUUUUAAUAUCUUUUUUUUUUAUCAAUAAGAAAGGUGGAGUUAUUUUAUAAGCCUAGAUAAUCUACUUUAUUAGUUAUUUUUUGAGAAAUUUUUAAAAAUAGUUCUAUAUGGUUUUAUCGUAAGUCAAAAUUCAAAAUGUUUCAUUAAAAAAAUUAGAAAAACAUUUAUAGUUCUAAAUUGUUUCAAAAUGAUUUUUACUUUUUAACGAAAAUAUUUUGGUCAUUUUCC